Phycomyces blakesleeanus NRRL 1555(-) is the source of this 847-nucleotide messenger RNA. RefSeq lists its product as hypothetical. Lineage: Eukaryota; Fungi; Mucoromycota; Mucoromycetes; Mucorales; Phycomycetaceae. The record is from RefSeq and is a predicted model, not a curated record. The transcript has 6 exons. Bases 434 to 847 code for a protein of 137 amino acids.
CUGGGUGGUGACGAGGACGACAAAGAUAGCCUCGUGAGUAGCCACACACGUAUGCAUAGCUGACCUUCAACUGUUAAUACGCUAUUGAUUUAGAUACUAGCGCUUCAAAAGUGAUGGUGGUAGCUAUAAUGAUUGAAUAUUAGAGAUUGAGUGGGAUCAGUUUCGUGGCUCAUAUUAGUAUGAGGAGGAUACUGAGAGGAUAUAUCCAGAGGUCUGCGAUAUACAAUACAGUGGAUAAUCUAGUGGCUGAAUUAAACAUACCCGAAACUAACAAAUAAGCUAAAGUAUGCCGAGUUGCUAAUGUUGUUAAUUGGGAUAGAUGAUGAGCAGUAAUAACGUUAUGCUAGUGUUAUGCGAUUCCUUGCAGGCACAGGAUAAGUAGCGAAUGUAAGUACGGUAAGGCCAAGCUGUAGUUAAAAGAGGCAGUAAUUAAAUGUUCAGAGAGUCUUGUUCACUUCUAUCCUAUGAGGAAACGUGGAGCUCUGAUACUUGUCUUGACUCAAGUAGUACUGAGUGGUCAAAAAUUGUUGUAUACCUAGAAUUCAUACCUAAAACUAAAGUUUUAAUCUUUAGCAUUAAACAUGACUUAAUAUAUUCAAAGAAACUGGUAUACCUGAGGACUUUUAUGGAGAGUGAAACCUUGAUCGCUGGUCUUUGCCGUAAAAAGUAUGGGAAUAUACAGCUUAAAGAAAAUAUCGGAAUAUUAAUUGUUGGUCUUUACUAUGAAAACACUAGAAAAAUACACCUAAUAGUCAAAACCGUGACUGUUGACAUGAGCUGUGAAGAUUCUGGACAUAUAAAACAGGCUAUGUAUGCCUGUAGCCCUGGAUGGAAAUCGGAAGCCUAA